UACUCUGAGACGACUCAGACCAACUCUCGCAUAAGACCAUCGACAACUUCCACAGGGACAUUCUCUUCGUAUGCAAAGAUAUGCAAAUAUAAUCGUGUGUAACCUGAAGGAAUGGGUUCUAAUUAACAGUAUUGACAUGUAAAAGUUGGUGACUAUGAUGAAGCUCUCCGCAAUGUGUUCCAUAAAGAGAACUGAUCCAGCAAACAGCAGCAGCAACAACGCAACUUUUGAUAUCAAUGAUGAAUCUGAGAGGCUACACAUACUAAUCGUAGAUGAAUCGUGCCAUGACAAUACGGUAAUCAAAGAAUGGUCAGAAGUGUAUGCAGGAGACAGAACAGGUAACAAUUUAUCUAGGAAACGCCGAAUAGAGAAAGUUCCUUCACUGAUGCGAAGGGCACACGAAGGAGACAAUCAAGAGUACAAUCCCAGGGUGGUUUCUUUGGGUCCUUAUCACCAUGGUAAACAGGAGCUUCAAUUAGCUGAGAACCUAAAACAUUCCAUUCUGCCCAAGUUUAUUUCAGGCAGUGGGAAACAGUUUGAUGAUUUCUACAAUAAGGUUCUGGAAGUGAUUGAUGAUGUUAGAAGCUGCUACGUUGAAGGUUCCACCAGUGACUACAAUGACCAGGAAUUUGCCGAAAUGAUGCUUCUUGACAGUUGUUUUCUUCUAUACUACAUAGAAUGCAUGUCAAAUCGACGAUUGGAAAUUUGGGAAUUUGUGCAUCAUAUGGGCAUGUUUGCCGCGAAGUAUAUAUUGUCAGACUUGUUUUUGCUUGAGAACCAACUCCCACUGCAAUUACUCGAGGCUUUGAUGAGCGAAAGAUUCAAAGAAGAUGAGAGGGGAGGAAUGAUAGAAAAUUUCUUUGCAGUAAUGUUUGCAAAAGCCCCACCCCCACGAAGUAAGCAUAGCAUUUCACGGAGGGAAGAUGAAAAGCAGCCUCUUCAUCUUCUUGAAGCUCUGCGCACAAUUCUCCUCUCCAACUACGAUGAAGAUAAGCAAAGGAUUCAAUCUUCUUUGUUCCCAAGUGGAAGAAAGGAACUUCCUAUUUGUGAUGUGAAGGAGUAUAUUCGGUCAUCUAUUCGACCUGUCACAGAACUCCAAGCAAAAGGAAUUCAAUUUAAGCGUAGCAAUAGUGUAAGUUUGAAGGACAUCAAGUUCAAUUCGAAAUGCUUUUAUGGACAGCUUAGUCUCCCUCCUCGGAUCAUUAAUGCUCAGACCAAGACUAUUUAUUCGAACCUGAUUGCUUAUGAAAUGUGCCCGAGUACUCCUAAUGAUUGUGGGAUAACUUCAUACAUUAGUUUCAUGAAAUCACUCAUUUGUCAACCUGAGGACGUGAGAGAGUUAAGGUCAAAGAACAUUCUUAUCAAUUGCCUGGGUAAUGAUGAAGAGGUGGUUAAAAUGUUCAAAGAUAUCAUCACUUACGAUCUGCAGAAGUUUGGCAUCUAUGACCAGGUUAGGAAGGACAUUCAGAACCACUACAACAACAAGAUGAAGACAUGGAUGGCUGAAUUGAUUCACAAAUAUUUUAGUAGCCCAUGGACUGUGGUUGCUUUCUUCGCAGCGACUUCUCUUCUGAUCUUGAGUUUCCUGCAGUCCUACUUCACAAUCUCCCCAACUCACCAUUGA
Ilex paraguariensis (yerba mate) is the source of this 1624-nucleotide messenger RNA. The record is from the annotation of a GenBank genome assembly. NCBI's taxonomy places the organism in Eukaryota, Viridiplantae, Streptophyta, Magnoliopsida, Aquifoliales, Aquifoliaceae.